Microtus oregoni (creeping vole) is the source of this 1710-nucleotide messenger RNA. It is a transcript of the gene Klrg2, whose product is annotated as killer cell lectin like receptor G2. NCBI's taxonomy places the organism in Eukaryota, Metazoa, Chordata, Mammalia, Rodentia, Cricetidae. The transcript is spliced from 5 exons. The coding region runs from base 27 to 1265 and encodes 412 amino acids. The record is from RefSeq and is a predicted model, not a curated record.
CGUGUCCUGGGGACUCGGCGUGCGGGAUGGAAUGGACCCGGGAAGCUUCUGGGGGAGGCCAGGCCGCGGCCGGGUCCCCAGAGGAGCCCUUAGAAAGCCCGGAAACGGAGCAACUGCGGAUUCCCGUGGAGGCACCGCAACCCCGGGUUCCCGACGGUAUCCCGAGGCCGGAGCGGACUGGGCGGGAGGCGGCGGACGCCGACCUCCGGGAGCUCUCGGAGGAGAAGCCGCAGCCUCCGGCUCGGUCUGGUCCCCCGCGCUUGCCGCCGCUCAGCCUGGGCUAUGGCGCUUUCCGCCGCCUGGGCUCAUGCAGCCGCGAGCCGCCGUCGCCGAGCCCCAAGUGGGCCGAGCAGCCCCGGGACAGCAAGGCCGAGCUGCAGCCCUGGACGGCGUCAGAAGAGCCCGGGUCCUUUGCGCCCAUGGAGCUGCAGGUAGACGUGCGCGUUAAACCCGUGGGCGCGGCGGGAAGCAGCCGCUCGCCCUCGCCCGCGCCGUCCACGCGCUUCCUCACCGUGCCGGUGCCAGAAUCGCCCGCCUUCCCCCGCCGCUCCGCGUCCACGCUCCCGCGGCUGCCACGAGUCCCGUCAUCGGGCUCCACGUGGGGUCGUGCAUCGCCACUGGCUGCCACCCCGACCGAGUGGAUCGGCCCCGCCGAGGGCAGCGCUGUCCCCCCGGGCUCACCCACCUGUCGCUGCCGCUGUCAGGAGCCCGGACUGAGCAAAGAAGAUGCCGAGCUGCUGCAGCGCGCAGGAAUGGACAGCAAGAAACUGCCACGGGCCAUCACGCUCAUAGGGCUGCCCCUGUACAUGAAGUCCCUGCGCUGGGCUCUGGUGGUCAUGGCUGUGUUCCUGGCUUUCUGCACUGUAACCAUUGUGGCACUGGCCUCGAGAGGUGGAACCAGGUGCCAGCCAUGCCCUCAAGACUGGCUGUGGUCUCAGGAACACUGUUACUACCUCUCGGAAGAAGCCCAAGACUGGGAGGGCAGCCAAGCAUUUUGCUCGGCCCACCAUGCCACGCUGCCCCUGCUGGGCCACACCCAGGACUUCCUAAGAAAAUACCAGAUUACCAAAGACUCCUGGGUGGGGGCCCAACGAGGCCCUGAAGGCUGGCACUGGAUUGAUGGGGUCCCCUUGCCAUCCCAACUGUCCCCAGAGGACAACGACGACCACCCAGACUUCAGCUGCGGGGGUUUGGAAGAAGGUAGGCUCGUAGCUCUGAACUGCAGCUCUCCGAGACCCUGGGUCUGUGCCAGGGAGACCAAGUAACUUGGUGUCCUGUGGUAGAGCUGUCUGGAGCCGUAUCCAUUGCUUUUCCUUUGGUGUGACCAGAACAUCUGACAGAAAUUACUUCAAGGAGGCAAGAGUUACCGGGCUCGUGAUGUCAGAGGGCUGCACCUGGCGGAGCUGCCCAGUCCACAGAAGCUGGAGCCAGGGGUGGGAACAGGUUUCAAAGGCCUGUAUCACUGCUGACAUACCUCCACAGUCCAGGUUCUACCUCCGAAAGUUCCCCCAGCCCCCAAACCCAGCACUACCAGCUGGAAACAAACUGGUAACAGGCAUUUCAGAUUCAAAGUGGGGCAUUCCUGUCACAAGUCCCCUGAAGACGCAUGGCAAGAUCUCUCUGUGUAACCCUGGUUGGUCUGGAUCUUAUUGUGUGGUCCACAGUGGCCUCAAGUUCUUGGGCAACUCUCCCCAAGUACAGAGAUUGUAU